AGCGUGUGUGCUCCCAAAUGAAGGGACUGAGAUGCACAACUGACAGUUUCUUCCCUGUUCUAGGCUUGGCUCUGUCAUGGACCUCUUUGGUGUACCCAUAGGCAAUUUCCUGCCCCUUCGCUUUCCCAUCUAAAAUGGUUUCCUGCAUCCUACAGCCGCUCAGCAUGUCUUGGCUGCUCCAGCUCUGCACACUCUGACCAUGAGCAGCAAUUCCUCCCUCAGCAAUGUGAAGGGCCUGAGGAACCUCACCACGCAGGAAGACGGGGCGGUCAGAGUAACAGAGUCCAUUGCUAUAAUCGUCAUUGCUAUUUUCAUCUGUUUGGGCAACCUGGUGAUUGUCGUCACCCUCUAUCGGAAGUCUUACCUUCUCACGUUGAGCAACAAGUUUGUGUUCAGCCUGACCCUCUCCAACUUUCUACUCUCUGUACUGGUGCUACCUUUUGUUGUCACCAGCUCCAUCAGGCGGGAAUGGAUCUUCGGAGUCGUUUGGUGCAAUUUCUCAGCCCUGCUCUACAUGCUGAUCAGCUCAGCCAGUAUGCUGACUCUUGGACUCAUAGCUAUAGACCGGUACUAUGCUGUCCUGUACCCGAUGGUUUACCCGAUGAAGAUAACAGGCAACAGAGCAGUGGUAGCUCUUGUAUAUGUGUGGCUACAUUCCCUUAUUGGCUGCCUCCCUCCCCUUUUCGGCUGGUCGUCUUUGGAGUUUGACCAGUUCAAGUGGAUGUGUGUGGCGGCUUGGCAUAAAGAGGCUGGCUACACUGCCUUUUGGCAGAUCUGGUGCGCAUUGCUGCCUUUUGUGGUCAUGACGAUCUGCUAUGGAUUCAUAUUCCGCGUGGCAAGGAUUAAGGCUCGCAAAAUCCACUGUGGUAGCGUCGUCAUCGUGGAGGAGGACUCCCAGCGGAACGGGAGGAAGAACUCCAGCACCUCCACGUCCUCUUCUGGCAGCCGAAGGAACGCUUUCCAAGGGGUUGUCUACUCAGCCAACCAGUGCAAAGCUUUCACAACCAUCUUGGUUGUCAUCGGUGCUUUUGUGAUUACGUGGGGACCUUACAUGGUAGUCAUUACAUCAGAGGCACUUUGGGGAAAAAAUAGUAUUUCCCCUGCCUUGGAGACAUUAGCUACCUGGUUGUCCUUUUCCAGUGCCAUUUGCCAUCCACUAAUUUAUGGACUGUGGAACAAGACAGUACGCAAGGAGCUACUAGGAAUGUGCUUUGGGGAUCGGUAUUAUCGCGAGUCCUUUGUUCAGCGGCAUAGGACAUCGAGGUUAUUCAGCAUUUCCAAUAGGAUCACAGAUUUGGGACUGUCUCCUCAUCUCACUGCCCUCAUGGCAGGUGGGCGGCCAUUAGGAAACAGCAGCAGCACAGGAGACACAGGUUUCAGCUGCUCACAGGAUUCAGGAACAGAUGCAAUGCUUCUCGAAGAUUACAGCUCAGAUGGCCCUCAUGCCCCACACUGCAUCUGUCCGCCUCGAAGGAGGAGUUCAGUGACAUUUGAAGAUGAAGUAGAGCAAAUUAAAGGUGGGUUUAGGGAAGCUGCAAAGAAUUCUGUUCUUCAUGUAAAAGCUGAGGUCCAUAAAUCUCUGGACAGUUACGCAUCCAGUUUAGCAAGAGCUAUUGAAGCUGAUGUGAAAAUCAGCUUGUUUGGGGAAGAUGCUAUACCAGGAGCUCUGUUCCCUGUGCGGACUCUGCCAGGAAGCAGUAUGAACACACGGCGUGGUAUCAGGCCCCAUGCUAGCCAAAGACUUCAGUUGCAGAGCAUCGAUGAAGGGAAUAUUUGACAGGAGCACUGGAGUAAGAAAACAGAAUGAAACCACUAAGCGGGACCUACUACAGCUGUUAAGUGUUUCAACAGAACCAGCAUACCUUUUUGGGAUGUUUUCAAUGUAUUUUCAACACUUGAAAACCAGCUAAUUCUGGUACUUACAUCAGCAGUAUUUGUUUACUGUUUAGGGUGCUAUUGACUCUUUUGUGCUAUGUCUUAAAUCUGUCACACAGUGCAUAGGAAUGCGGGGUUUGGUUUCAUCGACCAGAUCAUUAGUCUGUCAGAUCUUGGGUCCAUUAUUGGCUGAAGCCGAUACAGGAAUGAAAAAGGAAAAGUAUGUACAUUAUUGCAUUGAUCCUUUUGCAUUAUUCAUUAUUGCAUUGAUCCUUUUCUGACCACCAGCUGGAGGUGACAGCUGGAGCGCUCUAAUAGGAGCUCGUGCAUUGGAUACUACAUACAGCCUUACUGUCACGGACUCCCAAAUGAUGGAGCGUGGACUUCCCUAAGGGACAAAACCUGAACUUUUCAGAGAGCUCAUGCAGAUUGUGGUCCUUCUUACCCUUGCUAGUGGAUAUUUCUGGCUGUUCAGCCACCAGAAUGCUAGAUCUGAAACUGGAUUGUGCAUUGCUUGUGCGUUAUGACACACCGGCUUCUCUAGACAUAAUGGGUGGGAGCAGACCUGUGCUGGACAUGUCACAGAGAUGGUAUUUGAGGAAAUCAUCAGUGCAGAGUUCUUAGUUUCUCUGAGAACUUCAAUUCACUUCCCUGGUUUUACUUUUAGUAAAAGGGCGCUCUAUGUCUGUAGGAAGCUUGACAGAAUAUAAAUAAGGUAUUACCACUUUAGCGAUAUAUUCAGGAUUCAUCUUUUCCAGAGAGAAAAGUUCUAAGAGUUUGUUUUUUAUUUUUUAAUCAUGAGGGAAUGUAGUAUUUAAGCAAUAGUUACCUCAGUGCAUAUAUUUCUUGGAGUAUUAAUUCAUUAAUCUCUAAAAUAAGAACAUUUGGCACUUAUAUUGCACUUUGCAUGUUCUUAAGCACUGCACAGACAUUACCUUGUUAGGCCUUUGUGAGAAGAUUGAUCAGCCCUGCUUGCCAAAGAAGGGGACCUCUGCAACAGUGAAGCUGCUGGCAAUGAAACAAGCUGCAAAGGUGGAAAGGUUUGUUACAAAAAGAGGGAUGAAGUGGAUCAUAGGAGAAUGCCCAGCUUGAGGAACCUUUCUGUGCCUUCCCGGGCUGGCCCCUUCUUUGCUUUGUGGGGGUUACAGCCCUGCCUAACUGCUUAUUUCAGAGAGAGGGAGAUGUAAGUGAGUAGGAUAAAUUCUUGGGGGUGGGUGUCAGUAGCAAAUGGACUUAAGGACCAAGGGUUUGCAUUUGUUUACUCUGUGUCUGCUCCCCCCUGUGCCUCCACCUUUCCCCAGAAAGUGGUUUGUAUGAGGUUUUGCUGCAGAUUGUUUGGAAGUCAGGGGCAGGAUGUUUCCAUCUGGGCAAAAACUAGGUGUACACUUGUUAAGUUAUGGCUGCGUGCGACUUACUUGGAGGGACAGAAGCAAACUUUUUUUGAGGCAGAGCCGCAGCCCAGUACUGUAUUUAGACAUCCUAUUUGUCUGUGUUCCCAACUCAGAAAUACAUCUCAGCACAAGCUUAUGUCCAUCUCUGGACAAAGCAGCCUGACUUUAUGAACUAGCCUGAACCCCAUUACAUUCCCAUGUAAGAUAGAACUGCAUGCUUAAAAUUCAGUACAUGGUUUGCUGAUUAAGAACAGGCUGUUAAAGCAAGAACACUUAAGCACCAGUAAAAGGGCUCUUUAUGUAACACAGGAAUGAAACGACUAAUAAUAGUGAGGUCCGCACUCCUGUGCUUUUGCUUCUAGUGUGUUAGAUAAAUUGGCACCUGUGGGCACUGGUUAAAAAAAAUAAAUUAAAAAUCCCAGGAUUUGCCAGGAAAUGCCCUGCAGUGAGGUCGUUAUUGCUAUCAUUAACAGUACAAGCACAGUUGCUGGUACUACUCGGCACUCCUUAAGGUAUACGCUUGCCUCAGGUGGCUUGAAGUAUUUUAUCUGUGUCUCUUUUAUUUCAUAUUCCUGCUUCAAAACAAGUGGAGCAAAGUUGUGGCUGAACGUGGAAAGGGCACAUGUGAGUAUGAAUGCAUUGCGGUGGCGCAAGGUCAGUGCUAGCCCCAAACAGUGUGUAUUUAGGAGGAAAAAUUCCAAGGCACAUGUGAAAGCACAAAACUGUUAGUAUUGUGUAAAAAGCACGUUUUUGACACAGGUACGGAGCCAAAUUCAGCCGUCAGGCAGGUCCAUCGGUUUACACCGUGCCUGAAUUUGGCUGUCAGUGUUAAAUGUCACUAAUCUGUUAUUUAGUGUAAAUGUUGUUAAUAUUUUUGUACACAUGUUAUAACCUUUCUGUAAUUCUGUUAUUACCAGUCAUUUUCUCACUUGAAUUGUCAUUAACAAAAGCAGUAAUUAAGAAAUGCACAUGUUUUUUAAAAAUUGUA
Molecule: messenger RNA, 4254 nt
Organism: Gavia stellata (red-throated loon)
Lineage: Eukaryota; Metazoa; Chordata; Aves; Gaviiformes; Gaviidae
Gene: GPR161
Product: G protein-coupled receptor 161
Exons: 8
Coding region: 200-1777 (525 amino acids)
Biological process (GO): G protein-coupled receptor signaling pathway
Cellular component (GO): membrane; recycling endosome
Molecular function (GO): G protein-coupled receptor activity
Source: RefSeq, a predicted model, not a curated record